CAUUUCCUGUUAAAACAUGGCCGCGACCUGACAAAUGUCACAUUAUAGCUUUUUUGCUAACCAACACGGUUAUACUUUGCUUGUUUUUGUACCUGUGCAACGAAUAACAAAGACACGAGCUCUAAGAAGUUUUCUUAGAUAAACCGCGUCAUUUGACUUUCAACUAAAGGUUAUCCGAGCGGACAUCAUGGUGCAUUUAUCAUCUCUCCUCCUGAAGAAGUACCACGGGGGCUUCGUUGUCAUCCGAAUUGCUUUUGCAGGCCACAAUCAAGCCAACAGACCCUUUUUUCGGAUCGUGGCAGCGUUCAACAAAAAACCAAGAGACGGUAAAUUCCUAGAGCAGUUGGGAAGCUACGACCCCCUCCCCAACAUCUACAACGAGAAACUUGUCGCUUUGAACUACGACCGGAUCAAGUACUGGAUCGGUUGUGGUGCGCACCCUACAAAACCAGUGUGCAAACUUCUAGGGUUGGCCGGAUUUUUCCCCCUGCACCCCAUGACAAUAACAGAGGCAGAGCGUCAAAAGGCCAAGAAAGAGCAGACAGAAAAACUAAGAGAAGCAGAGGAUUCUCCAGAAGAGGGACAGAAGGAGGCUGAAGCAUGAAAACACGAAAGGUUCAAAUAUGGGGCUGUCUGUCCAGUUCAAAAGGAAGUUAUUAUUUUCAGAAAGAACUGGUCAGUGGGUUUUCUCACAAUCACACUGCUGACAGCACCUAAUGAGGUGACGUGUCUCRUAGUUUGCUUCAGUAGUGUGAACAGCUCCUCUUCCACUUGUAAAAGUCUAGCAGUUUGGUAAUAAUUGUGGAAAUGUGAAAACAUAUUCAGGAUUGUUUCUGUUAUUUGGGCUUUAUUGAAGUUUUUUUAAAUAAACAUUUUCAUUUGCAAUUGACUCAU
Messenger RNA from Austrofundulus limnaeus, 894 nucleotides. It is a transcript of the gene mrps16, whose product is annotated as mitochondrial ribosomal protein S16. Gene Ontology annotation, biological process: mitochondrial translation. NCBI's taxonomy places the organism in Eukaryota, Metazoa, Chordata, Actinopteri, Cyprinodontiformes, Rivulidae. The transcript is spliced from 4 exons. Gene Ontology annotation, molecular function: structural constituent of ribosome. The record is from RefSeq and is a predicted model, not a curated record. Gene Ontology annotation, cellular component: ribosome; mitochondrial small ribosomal subunit. Bases 188 to 604 code for a protein of 138 amino acids.